Messenger RNA from Ectocarpus sp. CCAP 1310/34, 2079 nucleotides. The record is from the annotation of a GenBank genome assembly. NCBI's taxonomy places the organism in Eukaryota, Phaeophyceae, Ectocarpales, Ectocarpaceae.
GGCGUCCCGCACAUGGCAUCAUCACUUGAUGCGUGGCAUGAAGAGUCUUGGUUUCGAGCCUUGUGCCGCCGAUGCGUGUGUGAUGCGUCUGAUCGAGAGCGGUGUAGUCACCAUGGUGGUUGUGAUCCACGUAGACGACAUCUUCUCUAUCGGGCUCAAGAGCAGGUGCGAUCAGUUUGGUGUUGACCUCAACCGGUAUGUGCCCAUUUCCAACCUUGGGGAACUGCGCUGGUAUGCGGGUUGCCGGUUUUCUCGUGACACGGUGUUGGGGACGGUGACUAUUUCGCAACAGGCUGUAGCGGAGAAGAUCGUUGCCAAGUUCGGUGUGACGACGGACAAAGAGACACCUAUGGUCGUUGGGUUGAAGCUUGAGCAGUACGACGCCGACGAGCCCGAUGUCGACGAGCCUUUCCGGUCGCUAGUGGGACACUUGAUGUGGCUGGCGAAUCAGACUCGCCCGGAUAUUCUCAACGCGGUACGUGCCGUUGCGAGGUAUUCGCACGCGCCGAAGCGACUGCACUGGGAGGCGGCUUUGCAUGGUUUGAUGUAUGUUAGAUUCACGAGCGGGUUCGGGACUACGUUUCAGAGGGGCACGGUGGGAGGAGACCACAUGGAACUUUUUGUAGAUUCGGACUUCGCCAACCACCGGCGGUCUGUUUCUGGGGCACUAGUGAUGUUCGCUGGUGCGUGUGUGAUGUAUCUGUGUAGGACGCAGAAGAGCGUCACCCUGUCUUCGACGGAAGCGGAGUACGUGGCGAUGUCUGAUGGGAUAAAGGAGGCUAUUUUUCUGCCUUUAUCUGUGGAAAUUUAUCUUUCCGGGCCGUGAUGUGGGGUGCACGCCGGUGUGGGAGGACAACGUAGGCGCUAUUCACUUGGCAAGUAACCCGGCUACUACUCCCAACUCGAAGCACAUCGACAUCCGCCACCAUUUCAUCCGUGAGCGUGUAGCACGGGGGGAGUUCAAGGUAGUCCACGUACGGUCGGACCUGCAACGCGCGGAUUUCUUGACCAAACCGCUCCCCAAGGAGACUUUUUGCGCGCAUCGUGACUUCGUGAUGAAUAUUCGUUGAUUUUGUUCUUGGUGUUGCACUAUUUCAGCGAUGGGGCCUUUCUUGCACCAUGUGUUUUAUUUGUGACCUGGUACUGGCCUUUGAUCUGCUGCUCGAUGUUGAUUUCUGCUUUCGCGAUGGAUGGGAUAGUUCUGCGUGAGAAUCAUGGGGGGGGAAGUAUUGUUCCAUGAUCCUAGUCGCAGGUGGUUUGUCUUGGUUUUGAUUUUUUUCGGGAUGAAUGAUGCAGCAGGGGGGCUGUUGGAUUGAUUGAUUGAUUUGAUUUUGACUUCAUGUUCAGGAUGGAAUGGAUGUUACAGCAGGGGGGCUGGUGGAGUGGUUUCUUUGUCAAGGUAUUGGAUGUCGGAGAGAGGGUUUGGCAUGUUCUUGUAGUUUGAACUGGCCAUUGAAUUGAAACAUGAAUAUUUAUCUGAGGAAAAAAUUUGUUCUGAGUAGUCAGGACGUAAGACACGUUUUCCCGGAGUUACCCGUCCUCCCCGUUCUGACGUGAUUCUGAUGGAACGUUGAUCUUUUUGCCGGGUAUUUUCCAAGGGUGAUUGUUCGUGUUUUGACUGCUUGAGAAUUGGGUAGAGCACUUUUCUCGAGAGGGUGAUUUAUUUUUCUUGACAGACCUUUUAGGGGUAGAAGUUUGACAUCACAAGGCUUGAAAGCUUUGCAGGACGUGUUCUGUUGGAAGAUCCGGCGAUUUCGUGGGACAUGUUCUAUUGGCAGAGUCGUUUGGAUUGGAAUGGUGGAUGAUUUAUUGUUAGGGGUUUUGGUUUUUCUGUCUGCCGUUUUGUCUGGCAAUGAUAGUCGUGUCGGGGAUUUCGUAGAUAGUAUCUCGUACCGAGCAGGGGGGCUGUUUGGGGUGCUCGGCAGAGUAUACUGUCUACGGGGCCUCCGGGGGGUACGCGGAUGGAAUGUAUUGACAGACAUGCUGCAUGGCGAUGGUGUGGCCUACCGCAUGUCUCUUACUCUCUAAGCAACAAGGUCUUGAGUCAACCUUCUUUCUCUUUCGGCCUCUGACGAGCUA